Molecule: messenger RNA, 1080 nt
Organism: Sclerotinia borealis F-4128
Lineage: Eukaryota; Fungi; Ascomycota; Leotiomycetes; Helotiales; Sclerotiniaceae
Source: the annotation of a GenBank genome assembly
AUGGAUUCAUCUCCAAAAGAACCAUCGGUCGCUCUUAUGAGUGAAGUUCAAGAAGGCAAUCCGGAGUCCACACAUAUUCCAAACACAGAUCAUCAAAACCUUUCAGAUACCAUUCAGCCAUUUUUACAAAAAGCCCUGAGCAGCCCCAUCAAUACUGGAGACAUUCUGGCCAGCAUCUUCUCUCCAAUUUCAGAUAUUGAUAACAAUCUCAUCCCACAAACCAGUCACAUCACCUGUCCCGUCCUUGAAACAAAGGCCAGAAACAACAUCCUCCUCUACUCAGGCUCUUUCAAUCCACCUCAUCAAGGCCACCUCGCCACAAUCCGUUACUUUCACGAGCGCCGCGAGGAUCUCGGAAUCACCGUCAUGUUUGUUUUUGUAGACCCUGGCUCGAUUGUCAACAGUAAAAAGAAGAAAUGGGGUGACAUCAUUCUUCCACAAAAUCUCCGCUACAAACUCUUCUACCGGGUCCCCGAGAUUUCUCAACUUGUAGCGUCUGGAUGGCUUCAGCUUUUCGUAGGAGAUAUGAACAAUCACAUCCAAGUCUUACGUACAAUGACUGAUCUGAUUUCGGAAGCUGGAUUUGAAGUCAAGUUGGUAGGAUUGUUGGGUGGUGACAAGCUGACUGUCGAAAGCGCUCCGCAUUUACAUCCGGGGAACCUGCAAGAAUGGGGUCCGGUUGAUGAGUUUCUUAUCAUCAAUGCAAGGAGACCGGUAGAUUUUUUCGAUCCCAAGAAUGAAAAGGCUCCGAGAGAUCUACCAGGCUGCACGAAGUGGGAAAAAGGUGCGGAGGAGAGUGACAAAUUGGUUAAUGGGUCAGAGGGGGGUCCUGGUGUGUUGUGGAUAUGCGAAGCGUCGACCGUACCUGGAAAACCGAUAAUUCAAUUCCGUGCCUCACAAAGCAGUGCUUCGAAUGGUGUCAGCUCUACGAAUAUUCGAAGAAUUAUGACCGAGGCUCCAGAUGAAGAGCUGAUGGAGGAAUUGAAAGACAAAGUCAUUAGCGUCGAACUCCUGGUAGAGUGGUUACAACAUCAACGAAAUCAAAAGCAAGAGGUCGCAGAUGAAAAGGCUUUCCUUUAG